Messenger RNA from Emericellopsis atlantica, 1322 nucleotides. RefSeq lists its product as uncharacterized. The record is from RefSeq and is a predicted model, not a curated record. Gene Ontology annotation, biological process: rRNA base methylation. Lineage: Eukaryota; Fungi; Ascomycota; Sordariomycetes; Hypocreales; Bionectriaceae. Gene Ontology annotation, cellular component: cytoplasm. The transcript has a single exon. The coding region runs from base 120 to 1049 and encodes 309 amino acids. Gene Ontology annotation, molecular function: rRNA (uridine-N3-)-methyltransferase activity.
GCAUGAGAGGCUGAGACCUCCAAAAAUUUCCCCAUCGCGCAGACGACGAGCGAACAACACACUUGGCCAUCUUUGCGCUCAAGCAUUUCGUGACUUCACAGUCACCUGCAUUCUUCAGCAUGCCCAAGAAACGCACAAAGCUCGUCGUGAAGCCCAACACAAAGAGCCCCCACUACAAAAAGGGCCAUGUCCAGGAGCAACAACCCCAAUCGCAGGCCAAGAAACCUCACCAGCAGAAACACCAUGAGAAACCGACGAUUCCCUUCUCCAAGACGGAUCGCAUUCUUUUACUCGGCGAGGGCGAUCUCAGCUUUGCCGCGUCCCUCGUGAAACACCACAACUGCACCAAUGUCCUCGCCACCGUGUACGAAAAAUCGGAAGAAGAGGUGUUGGAAAAGUAUCCGCACGCAAAGGAGAACAUUGACGCCAUCACGACCGCCCCCGCGCCGGCCUCGGACGACGAGGACGAUCUCCCGUCCGACUUUGACCCGGAAGACUACCCCUCCGACUUUGAAGCGCCCGAGAAGAAGCAGCCGUGGCUCAACAAGAUCCUCUACAACAUCGACUCCACCAAACCUCUGCCCUCCGUCGUCGCGCGACCCGCGAAACCCAACCGGGUCUUUUUCAACUUCCCCCAUGUAGGCGGUCUGUCGACCGAUGUCAACCGCCAAGUACGGAACAACCAGCACCUCCUGGUCGAGACGUUCAAGCGCGUGCUUCCCAUCCUCGCGCCCGACGGCAAGAUCAUCGUCACCCUCUUUGAGGGCGAACCGUACACCUUGUGGAACAUUCGCGAUCUGGGCCGCCAUUGCGGGCUGCAGGUCGAGAGGAGUUUUGCCUUUCAAGCAGAGGCCUAUCCUGGCUAUAAGCACGCGAGGACAUGUGGUGUGAUCAAGAACAGGAAAGGAGAAGAGGGCGGUGGCUGGAAAGGUGAACAGCGGAGCGCGAGAAGCUACGUAUUUAUCAAAAAGGUCGAGGAUGGCAACGAUACCAAAAGUGCCCCUGGCAAAAGGAAAAGGAGAAAGGACGACGACUCGGACGAGGAUUGACGAGAACCAAAUGAUACCAGCGAGUAGUCAUUGAAUUAGAAUUAUGAAUUAUCGCUGUAUUCCUCGCUGUGUUCCUCGCUGUCGCUAUUGUGAGUAUUUGGAGUAAAGCCCCAUCACUAACAUUGCUAACACAAUCGUCACCGAAGUGAUUGCAGCUAGGUACCACUCUACUCGGUGUAGUAAUGCCUUUCUUUGAGUGAUCGCGCCGGCAGUGAUGAUAUAAAUCGUCUAUCAAAUGUAAGUAUAGCUCGUAAAGUCAACAGUGUUAUGAAU